Molecule: messenger RNA, 4165 nt
Organism: Camellia sinensis
Lineage: Eukaryota; Viridiplantae; Streptophyta; Magnoliopsida; Ericales; Theaceae
Source: RefSeq, a predicted model, not a curated record
CAAAAUCACCUAUUUAUGAAUUUGUAAUACUAUUAAAAAGUGUAUUAAUUGACAUUGUACUGUGAUCAGUUUUGCUUCUUGUGGUCUUUUCUCCCACCUACCCUAUCCGGGCAAUAUUUGCAAUUGGAUUAUGAAGUUUAUUUCUAAUGGUUUUAAGCUAUCACCCAUGAUCCUUUUCUGCCUAAAUUUUAAUGAUAACUCCUUUAUUAAAAUUAAUAUGACUCUCUUAUUAAUGCCGUCUCUGUGCUUCAUUACAUUUGAUGGAAAUGUCCCUUUGCCCUUUUCAUGUUCUUGUAGAAUAAUAUUUGGUUCUUAGUCUACAAGACAUUGAUAUCUGGAUUUAAAACAGAGAGUAUAUAUAUAUAAAGAAAAUUAGUUUACAUUUUGGCUUCUUGAAAUUAUUAGCCAAUUGUUUUUUAUAAAAUCAUGCACAUUGAACCCACAGGGUUGAACCUCUUAUGUUUAAAAGAAUUUCACUUGUGUAGUCUUUAUUUUACUUUCUUUUUUAACGACCAAUGAUGUUUUUUUCAUUUGCAAAGACCCCCCCCAAAAAAAUAAGGCGAUGGCUUCACACUUAUUUUCAUAGUUGAACUCCAUUGUAGUUAGUUUUUCAGCUUAUUUUAAACUUUUAGAGCUGAAAAACCAAGUAAGUUUGUUGUAAACCAAAUAGUUAGUUUUUUCACUCUAUGGAUGUCACGGGCAGCUUCCUCGUGAAAAAUUAGACGUGUGGGGACAAACGACAUGUAAUUAGCAUAUGUAGGUUGGAAGUUAGAGUCGAAAAUGCAUUAAACCUAGUCAAAAAAGCACGUUCGGGGGGCAAAAAUGCAAAAUAGCCCUUGAACCACUCUAUGGAUGUCACGGGCAGCUUCCUCAAGACAAAUAGGACUUGUGGGGACAAACGACAUGUAAUUAGCACACGUAGGUUAGGAGUAAGAGUCGAAAGCGUCUUCAACUUAAUCGAAAUGCAAAACAGCUUCCAAACCACUCAUUGGAUGUCACAGGAAGCUUCCUCAUGACAAAUUGGACCUGUGGGGACAGAUGGCAUGUAAUUAGCAUACGUAGGUUGGGAUUUAGAGUCGAAAAUGCCUUAAACUUAGUUAAAAAAGUUGUUUAGGGGUGCCAAAAAUGCAAAACAGCCCCCGAACCACUCUAUGGAUGUUAGGAGCUUCCUUAUGACAAAUAGGGCAUGUGGGGACAGAUGACAUGUAAUUAGUACAUGUAGGUUGGGAAUUAGAGUUGAAAACGCCUUAAAUUUAGUCGAAAAAGGGCGUUCAGGUGGUGAAAAUGUAAAAAGGCCCCCGAAUCACUCUAUGGAUGUCAGGGAAGCUUCAUCGUGACAAAUAGGACUUGUGAGGAUAGACGACAUGUAAUUAGCACACGUAGGUUGGGAGUUAACAGUCGAAAAUGCCUUAAAGUUAGCUGAACAAAGUCGUUCAGGGGGCAAAAAUGCAAAACAGCCUUCAAACCACUCUAUGAAUGUUACGGGCAGCUUUCUCAUGACAAAUAUGACCUAUGGGGACAAACAACAUGUAAUUAGCAUAUGUAAGUUGGGAGUUAAAGUUGAAAACGCCCUGAACUUAGUUGAAAAAAGCCGUUCAACGGGUGAAAAUGCAAAACAGCCCCCUCUAGCCACUCUAUGGAUGUCAUGUGAAGCUUCCUCGUGAAAAAUAGGACUUGUGGGGACAGACGAUAUGUAAUCAGUACACAUAAGUUGGGAGUGAGAAUCGAAAACGCCUUAAACUUGGUUGAAAAUGGGCCUUUAGGGGGUGAAAAUGCAAAACAAUCCCUGAACCGCUCUAUGGAUGUCACGGGCAUCUUCCUCAUGACAAAUAGGACCUGUGGGGAUAGGCGACAUGUAGUUAGUACACGUAGGUUAGGAGUUAGAGUCGAAAAUGCGUUAAACUUAGCCGAAAAAAGCCAUUCGGGGGCCAAAAUUGUAAAAUAGCCCCCGAACCAGAGUCGGGGGGAAUGCUUAGCAGUUACAAUAGAAGAGACAUGAGUGAAUGAGAAAACAUUGAUUACUAUUUAUGAUUGUUUAGGUGUAAAUAAAACAUUGGUUGCUUUCUCGUUUGCCACAAGUACUAUUAAUUAUAGAUAACUACUUUCUGAGUCAUCAAACAUAUUUUAUCACUGCUUUUAAUCUUAAGUGUUAUUAUUGAUUACUGUUAUUCACACACUACAAGAAUUUACACAUUUGUUGACCAAAAAAAUUUUAGUCGCAAAAAAAUGACAUUUGCCGACCAAAUUAAAAUUUCAUAGCUAAAACUUUUUUCUAUUACCGACCAAAUUUUUUUUGUUGCAAAUAAGUAAUUUUUUGCGACCAAAUUACAAAUUUUGUCGCCAAAAAUAUGGACGGGAGAAUAAAAUCUGGGCGGGAGCUAUCUGACCUUUCAGCGACUAAUAUAAUUUGGUCGCUGAUACCAAAACGACGUCGUUUUGGUAUCUAAAUUCGCAUACAGACAUUAGCCGACCCACAGGUUGGUAGGGGAUAACUUUACUAAUUCAAACACAUAUAAAUCAUAAAUACGUGCCUCUUUCGAAAGAUCAAUCGAAUUCACACCUCAGUCGAAUUCGAUCAAAGCUCAGUCGAGCCAAUCACAUCACCUUACCAUCGACCUUGCCGUCGGUCUGCGCUGCCGGCAGUCUUUGCAAUUUCUGAUUCAUCUAGGUAUUUUUUUUCAACUUAUAAUAGUUUCUCUCUGUUUAUAUCUCUUCACACCUCACUUUUUCUCUUUGAUUUCUCAUACUUGUCUUGUUCUACAAUGUCUCACCCACCAGGGCCCUCACCAUCGCCAUUUUUCAGAGCAUCUUCAACUCUCUCGAAAAACAAUUUCAGAAUGGCUCCUGCAAAGAAGAUGCGCUGUUUACCACCACCGAAGAGGGAAUUACUUGAACCCUACUCACCCUUGACCGAUACAUGUACACCUUAUCCUGAAGGUCUUGCAGCAGAUGGAUUUGAGCCUAUUGGACCAUCUCUGCCUGAAAUUAAUGUGUUGUCAGGAUCUGAGACUAUUGCACUAUCUCCGUCUCAAACUAAUGCACCGCAUGGAUUUGAGAUUUGUGAAGCAUCUCCAUCUGAAAUGCAUGCACCAUCUCCUCAAAGUCAAACAAGUGGCGCAGGUGCAUCUUCAUCAAGGCGAGUGUGGGGACCAACAAUUGGAAAAACAACAGCAAAAAGAGUUGCCAACAAUAAUGGAAACAAGCUCCACAUUCCAAUCACUGAGACAUUCAAUGCAUUCGAGGGUGCGCUAGCGACCCCAGGAGCUAAUGAGAUUGACAUUCAGAUUAGGAGGAUGUGCCCCAUUCAAGGCGUUAAAAGUUAGACUGUUGCUGAUCCUGCGACAAAAGGGGCUGUUGUACAAGCUGUCCGGAUCAGAUUGUGCUGUGGAGGAGCACUGAUGCAAUGAGUUGUGAUGAGCCCACUUAGCUGGAUGCAGAGCAGCUCUGUUAUGCUACAGUUUUUAGGUGUUGUUCUGUUUGCUAGUGAAAGGUCUGAUGAUCUGUUGUUGAACUAUCUUGUGAUCUGGUGUUCUGUGGCUAGUUAGUCUUGUUUGAACUAUCUUUUAGUCUAUUUGGCUUGCUGAUCUGUUCAUCUGCUAUCAGUCCUUGUGUUGGUCUUGGUGCUAGUCUGGUAGGUUAUGGUGACUAUUAAGAGGGUGUGAUUGCUGAACUAAUCUGUUGGUAGUCUGCUAUUAGUGGCUAAGAAGCUGAACUAAUCUGUUGAUUGAACUAUUAGUACAUUAGUUUUUCAAAAUAUGAACUCACAUAUCUUCUUCAUGUUAUCUGUGCUCUUUAAUUGAUGAUUGAGUAUCGAAUUAGCACAAUAGUUCUAAAAUUAUAAAUUAUACUCUAUCCAACAGAAGCCUUAAAAUGAAUCACAACAAUACUUUUAGUAUUUAAUAUUUUAAUAAAUAUUAUUAACUUUUCUCGUGCAAAUUUCCUAUUUGUGCCAAGAAAGCAUUAGUGAAUCAACCAAUAAUCUUUGCACCAUACGAAUGGCUAGAGUUUAUCCAUCUAUUUUCUCAAAAACCAAACAAACCAGUAGUUUUAAUAUUAUAAGAUAUUAACACUUUUAUUUUGAUGAUCGUUUAACAGUACUUACAAAAAUUAAAGUUAAAAUAAAGUCGUCUAACCAUCCAGAGACUACUAGUCCCUUCCAGAUUGA